Eimeria mitis is the source of this 1179-nucleotide messenger RNA. Its product is annotated as NADPH-dependent oxidoreductase, putative. The transcript has 6 exons. Lineage: Eukaryota; Apicomplexa; Conoidasida; Eucoccidiorida; Eimeriidae. Bases 1 to 1179 code for a protein of 392 amino acids. The record is from RefSeq and is a predicted model, not a curated record.
AUGAUGAGGCUGGGGCUGGGAGACGAGCAGCACGACUUUGGCUAUGAAGGAGAAUUAGAUCCCUGGCUGCUGCUGCUGCUGCAGCAGCUGCAGCAGGAAACGCCACAUAUACUCUGCAGCAGCAGCAGCAGCAACAGCAGCAGCAGCAGCAGCAAGGGGAGCAAGUGUAGCAGCAACAAAGCCACAGACAGCAGCAACGCAGGCAGCAGCAGCAGCAGCAGCAGCAGCAGGAGCAAGAAGAGAAAGAGCCGCAGAAAAAAAAACAGGAGCAGCAGCAACAACACAGACAGCAGCAGCAGCAGCAGCAACACCAGCAGCAGCAGCAGCAGCAGCAGCAGGCGCAGCAGCAGCAACAGCAAUAUAGAUGAUGAUGUGUGGCUGCCGCCCCCGCAGUACCGCGUGGAGAUUAUCCAGCCUGCAGCAGCAGCAGCAGCAGACGAAGCAGCAGCAGCAGCAGCUGCUGCUGCAGCAGCAGAGGAAGAAGCAGCAGCAGCAGACGCAGCAACAGCAGCAACAGCAGCGGGGGCAACAGCAGCAGCAUUCGAUGAUUUGCUGCCGUUGCUGCAGCGCAUAAGGCUCCUACAAGCAGGCCCCCAAGCGCAGCAGCAGCAGCAACAGCAGCAGCAGCAGCAGCAGCAGCAGCAGCAGCAGCAGCAGCAAGUGAUGACAGCAGCAGCUGCUGCUGCAGCAGCAGCAGAGGAAGAAGCAGCAGCAGCAGAUGCAGCAACAGCAGCAACAGCAGCGGGGGCAACAGCAGCAGCAUUCGAUGAUUUGCUGCCGUUGCUGCAACGCAUAAGGCUCCUACAAGCAGGCCCCCAAGCGCAGCAGCAGCAGCAGCAGCAGCAGCAGCAGCAGCAGCAGCAGCAGCAGCAGCAGCAGCAGCAAGUGAUGUAUGCACAGAUCAUCAGCAGCAGACGGAUUACUUCGCCUUCUCACUUUCAAGCGGUUCAUCACAUCAAGCUGCUGCUGCCUGUUGAGAGCUGCCCCCCCCCUGGUGCUGCAGUUGGGGUGUAUGCGGAGACGGUACAACGCCACCACCGCCACCGCCACCGCCACCAGCAGCAGCAGCAACACCAGCAGCAGCAGCAACACCAGCAGCAACACCAGCAGCAGCAGCAGCAACACCAGCAGCAGCAGCAGCAGCAGCAGCAGCAGCAUGCGUGGAGGUAUCUGCGAUAG